Messenger RNA from Trichoplax adhaerens, 2016 nucleotides. RefSeq lists its product as uncharacterized. The transcript has 13 exons. Bases 1 to 2016 code for a protein of 671 amino acids. Gene Ontology annotation, molecular function: protein binding. The record is from RefSeq and is a predicted model, not a curated record. NCBI's taxonomy places the organism in Eukaryota, Metazoa, Placozoa, Uniplacotomia, Trichoplacea, Trichoplacidae.
AUGAGUAACGACGAUCAGUUGGCAAUUGAUACACAUGUGCUAAGCGAUAAAUCAGCAGAGCUACAAGAAGAGGGUAGUGUCGAUAUCAGUAUUAACGAUGUCAAAGGACAACAUGCCUCCUUGGUGGAAGAAAAGAUAGAGGCUAAUGUCAGUGAAGAUCUUCAACCUAAAGAGAGCACUACAGAUCUUGCUGAUGAUCAACAGGACGCUAAUGCUCCUACUAUUCAAGAUAACUCUCAUCAUUCACAUCCACAACAAUAUAACAAUGACGAUGAAUCGUUAUCAAGUGGAAGCGGCAAGAAGAUUGUCAAAUUUUCCGAUGAAAAUUUAGUUUCUGGUGUUGCUGAAGUGAAGGAUCCUUUGAUUGCAGCUUCUGCUACAACCGCCAGCGAGAUGAUAUCAGCUUACCGACAAAGUUGUGCUAAAUUAAGAGUUAAACCCAUAGAGAAAUUGAUACAGCAACUAGAGAAUAUUACUGACUUUGAUGAACCACAGGCUUACCUGAAUUUAAAAGAUGCUAGAUUAGCAGACAACAAAACGUGCGAAACACUAGAAGAAAUUUUCAAAAGAGCGAGAUGGAUCACUAUCGAUAUUGAGAAUACCAGUUUAGACGACGAGGGUGCAAUAGCUUUAUUUGAAAUGUUUGAGUACUAUCACAGCACAAUGAGAUUGAGCUGUGGUUAUAACCCGAAAAUCAGAUUACGAGGAUGGCAUGCUGCUUCUAGAAUGAUCAAAAAGACUAGUAUAGAGUACUUUGAUAUGCGCAAUACAACGUGGACCGAGCAAAGUAUACCACUACUUGCUAGAACGAUAAGGGCAAAAUCUUGUCUAUCUACCCUACAUAUGGAAAAUACCCAUGUUAGCGGCCGGCCGCUGUUCCUUUUAGCGUCGGCCUUAAAACUAAAUGAAGCAUUAAGAGACCUAUUUAUCGGAGAUAACAAACUAGUAUCAGCAGACGCUGUGCCUCUGGCGAACAUGUUAAGAUAUAAUUCUACCCUUUCAUUACUUGAUCUACGAAAUAAUAUUAUUCAGGAUGUCGGUCUAGCUCAUCUAUGCCAGGGGUUAGCUGAGCAACCACGUACUGGAGGUCUUGCAACUAUAGUAUUGUGGAAUAAUCAAAUAACUCAUUUAGGAAUGAAACAUCUCGCUAGAUCACUGCCUGAAAUGAAACAUCUAGAAACAUUAAACCUUGGUUGCAAUCGAAUUACAAACGAGGGUAUACAUAUAAUCAGGACAGGCUUGCUUAAAAACCGAUCCUUAUUACGAUUGGGAUUAAUGUCAGCAAAAAUUACUUGUCAAGGUGUUGUACCUAUUGCUGAAGUUAUCGCUGAUAAUAAAAGACUAAUCAGACUGGACCUUAGAGAAAAUGAUAUAAGAGCUGGAGGAUUAUUAGCCUUAUCUCUUAGUCUAAAAAUCAACGAAUCACUAACGAGACUUGAUAUUGAUAAAGAUCCGAAGAAAGAGCCGGGGCACGAAGUAAUGCAGCAAAGACUAUUAGCAGACAUUUAUUCAUACUGUCAAAGAAAUAAAAUGAAGGCAAGAAGAAGAGAGUACGAAAUACUCGAAAAGCAGACAAGUAGUAUUGAUAGCGAUAAAGAAGAUCCGACGCCCCAUUUUGAAAAAUUGCCCACCCAUUCAAGUCUAGAUUCUCCCAGAUUUAUUUCGCCCGAAAACCCUCAAUUCAAAGGAGAGUUUGAAUUUGAAGCUAUUACCCAUCAACUAGCUUCUGAAAAAAUGAAUGACAACAGCAAUAAUAAUGAAGUAACAGAUUCUGAUGAAAAGUCCGAUGAUUACAGUGAAUUAAAUGCUGAGGGUGAUUAUAGUCGAAAGAAUCGCCUACGAAUGUUACAUGAUAAUUCUGAUGAUGAGGAUGAUAUAGAAGGAGAUGAAGAUCAGCUAUCACGAUCUCCUGAUGACUUUGAAAAAGAAAUGGAUAAAGUAAUUGCAGAUAUUAAUUAUGCAUCUACUACUACUACUGAAGAAGAUAAAGCUAUAGGAGGUAACAUACCUUUAUAA